AUGAGACUUCAAACUUGUUUUACUUUCUCAGAUGGAACUGAAGAUGAGCAUAUUGUCAUAAAUCAUGAGAGUGAAAAGGAAUGUAUUCAUUUGGUCGAUGAUGAGGAUUUGGCAUGUAUAAUCUGGUCUCAGGGAUUCAAAGUAGACCUCCCAGUUGUCGUAGACAUAUCUCAACAACCAUUCUCUUUGUGGAGGUUUAAUAAGAUGAAGACACUCUUCAGCUUGAAGGCAGAUGAUUAUAAUGAAUUACCUACUUUUGUUAGAGUUGUUAAGGAUAUGCCAGAAGAUAUCCGAAAUUUGGUUAUAGGUGAAUUUUUGAGACUGCACAAGACAUCCCAACACAUCACUAGUGCCAACGAGGCUACCCGUUGUGAAUAUAUUUCCUGUAUCAUUUAUGGUGUGACGUCGAUAUAUGGAGGUGAAAUAAAGGUUUAUCCUCAGUAUGAAAUCUCAGGAAGUCACGACAAAGCAGGUUUGCAGGAAGACGUAAUGUACGGGAUUGUAUCAACUGCUGUGGAUUGGAUAAUAAUCAAGCUAGUUUCGUCCAACUCCGAUAAUAACAGUGAAGGAAAAGUGGAUGUAUUGUUAAGUUCGUUGUCUCCUUCUCCAUUACCAAUCAACAAGGCUAUAUUGACCCAUGACGAUUUGGUAGAAUCUAUCAAGGACUUGUUCAGGCAAAUUAAGUGGGUGUUUGAUCGCCAGAUUGAAUCGCAGGAAUCAUUGAAGCAGGUAAAAACAGAAAAUAAAUAA
Molecule: messenger RNA, 750 nt
Organism: Funneliformis mosseae
Lineage: Eukaryota; Fungi; Glomeromycota; Glomeromycetes; Glomerales; Glomeraceae
Source: the annotation of a GenBank genome assembly